AUGGCGUCCCAGUUCCAGUACGCCAAACUUCCUGCUUAUCAAUGGCAAACGUUUGAUGCAAAUGCCGUCACAUACUCCCUUCACCCUAUCAUUGCACCCGACGAAAUUGAUCCCAGCAACCCUGAUACUGACGACCAGUUGAAGAAUGAAGAGGCCGCCACCACACCUGACGACGUUGCAGAGCCUCCUCCCCCGCCUUCAGAAGACAAUCCCAAAGAAAUAGAAGGUAAAUUGCACCUUGAAGAAAUAUCUGGUUCCUCCUCUCACUCUUACCUAGAUAUUAUAGUCAUGGACGACGUAGCAGCGCAAGAGGACACUGGCGCUGACGAAGUCGUCGUGAUAGAGGGAGAUGCAGGUAUUCUCGACAAAAGAAUUCCUGAAUUGAAUCGCUCUGACGAAGCCAUUCUAGCAGGAGGGCCUGAUCCUGAACCCUCUUCCGACGAGGUAGGGCCGAAAGAUGAUGAUGCUCCCUCUGAGAAUGCUGGCGAGGGCGAUCCAGAUGCAUCGGAUCCUAUCCGAGAACCCGAGCAAGAGGACCCAAAGGACGAAAAUGUUGAACAACCCGCCGAGGACGAAUCAAAGGAUCCGGGCGAAGACAAGGAUCCCGCAGACUCAUCGGAAACUACCGCCGUCGACUCGAGCGACGGCGAAAAGUCUUCCGAGCCAGAAACAGUGGUUGAAGUGGUAGAGAAGAUGCAGGAAGCUGAUGCUCCUCCUGAACAGAUCACUGAGGUCUUGGAGAAGGCCAUGUCUGACGUCGGAGCUAGUCCUGCUUCUCCGGAGUCAGCGGCCGAUACUGACCGACCACCGGGCGAGAGCGAAGAAAGCGCAGAAACACCCGCAGGAGAUGAGAGAGAAGACGCGUCUGCCUCCGCUGCAGACCCUGCGUCCGAGGAGGGCAAUCCGACGGAGGAUAGCCCAGCCAGUGCUUCAGAAGCACCGCCAGCCAACGACCAGGGCGAGGCUAACAAGGACGCGUCGACAGAUGCAGAGAACGCAGACAAGCAGGAAGAGAUCGUUGAGGGAAACGGAGAAUCGGCCGCCAACGAGGCUGUGGCGGAAGGGGUGCCAGACAGCAACGAAGCUGGCGCUCCCGCCACAGAUGUAGCGGAUGCAGCAGAUGAUGCGCAGCCCGACUCACCGGCUGCGGAAGAAAAAGAGGGCGAACCGGACGAGAACCCAGCGUCCGAGAGUGGAGAGGCCGAUGGGAACGGGGGAAGCAAAGAUGAAGAGGAAAAUACUGCCUCCGAUGACCCCGCUCCUGAAGAGGAGGUGGAGAACAAUGCAGUCGAGGAGGCAUCACCAGAAGACGGCGCCGAGGCACCAGCGGCUGGAGACGACUGCAGCCAAAAUGGAGAAGGUGCUGCUGAAGAGACGCCUGUUCUAGAAGACCCUCCCAAAGACACACCAACGGAAGAACCUCCAGCAGAAGGGCCACCUGCAGAAGGGGAAGCAGCGGAAGAGGCCCCAGCAGAGGAUGGUCCGGCAGUGGAGGCUGAGGCUGAAGCGGAGGAGGCUGCCGCUGAAGACGACGCGGCUGGACAAACGGCAGAAGCAGAAACUCCUGAAGACGCGGCUACUGACGAGGCUGGCGAUUCACCAACAGGGGAAGCUGCAGAGGAGGUAUCUGCGGAAGAACCAGCAUCAGAAGAGCAGGCCGCUGAGGAAGUCGAGCCAGCAGAAGCCAACGCUGAAGAAUCAGGACCGACCCAGGAGCCCCCGGCCGAAGAACCUGUAGCAGACCCUGCUGAGGAACCUGCUGAUGGACCUGCUGAUGAAUCUACUGAGGAACCUGCCGAGGAACCUACCGAGGAACCUACUGAAGAGCCCGCUGAAGAUCCUGCUACACAACCAGAUUCUGAAGAAGCUGUGGACGAAGUAACAGAAGAAGUCGCCGACAAACCAGCGGAGGAACCAGCAGAAGAAGCCGCCGAUAAUCCAGCAGACGACCCAGUAGAAGAGGCUCCCGAAGACGCCCCCGAAGAGGCAGCCAAAGAGAAUGCAGAAGAACCUGCAGGAGAGAUUCCUGACGAGCCACCCGAAGAAGCAGUAGCGGAAGAAGCUACCGAGGAAGCUGCCAAAGAGCCAGCCGCAGAAGAGCCAGCCGCAGAAGAGCCAGCCGCAGAAGAGCCAGCCGCAGAAGAGCCAGCCGCAGAAGAGCCAGCCGCAGAAGAGCCAGCCGCAGAAGAAGCUCCCGUAGAACCGCCUGUCGAAGUAGCUGCUGAGGAACUAGCCACUGAAGAAGCGUCCGAGGAGCCCAAAGCAAUAAUUGAGACAGCAGAAGGAGCAGCUCACGAUGCUACGCCAGCCGACGAUGAAGCGCCAACUGAAGAGCCUCCACCUGCCGAUGAACCAACCAAAUCAACGGAGGAGACGCCUGCAGCGGAGGAGGUUGAACACGCAGAAGCUGAGCCAGCUUCUGAAGAGAAAGAAGCACCAGUGUCCGAGGAACCGGCGGCCCCGCUCGAAGCGGCCGCCAUUGGCGCAGUCGUCGGCGUAGCCGGUGGGCUGGUGGCUUCGGAGGCUUCCAAGGGUGUAAAGGAAAAACGGAGGAAGUACCAUGAGAGACGCGGAAGCAGCUCGAAAGACCAGCUGCAUGGGCACAGAGGGAAACUCGAGAGGAACAGGGGCGAAGCAGGGUUAUUCGACAGCGCAUUUGCGAGGCAGAUCAAAAAACAGUCUAAAGAAAAAGAGCAUGGCCGACACGAGCCAUCGCCUGAAGAGAAGGAGCGUGAAAGAGAAGAGAGAAGGAGAGCCAGGAAGGCCCGACACGAAGGUGAGGCCCAUAUCACAAGAGAUGGCCAUAGCCGCCGCCAGGCAGAGGAAGACAAUGCCAAGGAAGAAAGGAGGCGUAGGCGUCAUGAAGGAAAAGAGAAACGAAGACCGGAGGGUGAAGUCUCGGAACAGGCCACGAAGAGGAAGGGCAAGGAGAAGGAGACGUCCCCAGAUUCACCUCGAGAUGCUGCAAAUGAAAACAGCAGUGAGCCCAGGACCAAGACGAGGCGGCCUAGCAGCGCAGGAACUAACGCCGGUGGUGGUUCUCCGGUGGUUCCGAUUCCUGGAAUCUUGAAGAAGAUGGCAACGGGCCAGAGCGACACCAGACCCCUCCUUAUGAUCAAGGUAAACGGCAACGACGUUCCAAGGGACAGAUCAAGAGAGAGAACGAGAAGUCGUCCACACGAACAUCGCGAACACAGACAUCACAAGUCUCGCGAAGGCGCCUCCAAUCGAGAGCGAGACGGGAAGGGCGAUGUUGCAGAAGAGCGGCCGAAGACAUCGAGGCACUCAAGCUCAAGAAAGGAUCCGCAGUACCACGCCGAUCUUCGAGCAGCUCCAAGGCUCGGAAUCCUGGGCAAAGCAAUAAAUACGCUCGUGGAGCACACGACUGUCAGGGAGAUUUGGCGUGGAGAGCGGGUUGGUGCUUGA
Fonsecaea multimorphosa CBS 102226 is the source of this 3426-nucleotide messenger RNA. RefSeq lists its product as uncharacterized. Bases 1 to 3426 code for a protein of 1141 amino acids. The transcript has a single exon. The record is from RefSeq and is a predicted model, not a curated record. Lineage: Eukaryota; Fungi; Ascomycota; Eurotiomycetes; Chaetothyriales; Herpotrichiellaceae.